AUGAUGAAAGAAGAGUCCCCGGCACCCACCAAACAAGGCGGAGAGGAGCGUUCAGGCUUCAAUGAGGAAUACGAAUCUCUUGCGGAUCAUGAAGUUGCCGACAUCAACCCGUUUGCGAGCAAGCAUCAUCGACCUCUGGUCUUGAUGAGAUCAUCCUCGAACAGCAGCGCUGGCUCUUCGUCGACCUCUCCCACAGGGCUCCGCGCAAACAGCUUUAGUCCAUUUGACCCUAUGAUGGCUCAAGCCGCAGCAGCUUCAUCGACCAGCGGUAGAAAUCCCACCCGAAAGAACAGACCACUGAAUUCGCUGUUGGACGAUUCGAGAUCGUCGGAUGGCAGUCCACCACUACAACAGCAACAACCACAAUCCACAGUGCGCAUGACGCAACCCUCUGGAAUGGCUGGUUUUCUGGAAAUGGAGGAAGAACCGACACGUUUUCGUGAAAGCGCCGAAGCAGCACGUGUCCUGGAAGAGCAAGAUGACUUGAUUGACUUUACGCCCGCCGAUGAACCCAUCCAAACCACAUCUGGAUUGCUGUUGACUCAUCGGAGAUCUUCGGCCGAGAAACGAGCAGAUAAAGGCAAGUCAUACUCCAGAGGAAACGAUUCGAGAUCGUCGGAUGGCAGUCCACCACUACAACAGCAACAACCACAAUCCCAGUGCGCAUGA
Messenger RNA from Seminavis robusta, 669 nucleotides. NCBI's taxonomy places the organism in Eukaryota, Bacillariophyta, Bacillariophyceae, Naviculales, Naviculaceae. The record is from the annotation of a GenBank genome assembly.